This is a messenger RNA of Aspergillus saccharolyticus JOP 1030-1, 1623 nucleotides long. Its product is annotated as MFS transporter. Gene Ontology annotation, cellular component: membrane. The transcript has 3 exons. The record is from RefSeq and is a predicted model, not a curated record. Gene Ontology annotation, biological process: transmembrane transport. NCBI's taxonomy places the organism in Eukaryota, Fungi, Ascomycota, Eurotiomycetes, Eurotiales, Aspergillaceae. The coding region runs from base 1 to 1623 and encodes 540 amino acids. Gene Ontology annotation, molecular function: transmembrane transporter activity.
AUGGAUUGCUUCAAGAGUCUUCUUCUUCAGCUACUUCACCAAUCACAUCUCUCAACAACGUGUGCUGCAUCUUGGACAGAACAUUUUGUGCACAUGUACAACCGUUAUACAGCCGAUAUCGCCGGCUUUCCCGAAGACAGCGCUGCCCCGGCCGCCGCGACACUAUCACGCCCCCUGUUCCCUGAAACCGAUCUCAGCCAAGGCAUAGUGGGUUGGGAUGGGCAAGAUGACCCUAACAAUCCCCAGAACUUUGCCAAUGGGCGCAAAUGGGGCUUGCUCGCUCUAAUCAGCUCUAUCACCUUCAUCUCGCCGCUUGCCUCGAGUAUGUUCUCGCCGGCGGUGAGUUACGUUGGGGACGACUUCGGCGUGUCCAACGAAUACCUCCUAUCAUUCAGUGUUACCAUUUUUCUGCUGGGAUAUACAUUCGGACCCCUCUUCCUCGCCCCGCUGAGUGAGAUCUACGGGCGGCGCAUCGUGCUCAGCUGUGCCAACUGGUUCUUCGUUGUCUGGCAGAUCGGCUGUGCGCUGGCGCCCAACAUCUCCGCGCUGAUCGUCUUCCGUCUCUUCGCCGGCAUGGGGGGUGUCGGCAGUCUGACGCUCGGCGCCGGUGUCAUCGCCGACCUUUUCCCCACCGAACAACGCGGCAUGGCCACCUCGAUCUGGGCUCUCGGCCCGCUCAUCGGUCCCGUCGCGGGACCCAUCGCCGGUGGCUUCAUUGGCGAAACCAUCGGCUGGCGCUGGGUGUUUUGGAUACUGCUGAUUGCCAGUGGCGUCAUCUCCAUGGGUAUCGAGGUCCUCAACCGGGAGACCUACGCCCCCGUCCUGAUCCGAUGGAAGACUGAGCGGCUCGCCAAAGAACUCAACCGGACCGACCUGCGCAGCGCCUAUGAUAAAACCACCGGCCAGCAGCGCCCCAGCGUCGCCGAAGCCCUAAAACUCGGCCUCAGCCGACCCAUCAUCCUCCUCUUUAAAUCCCCCAUCGUGCUGAUGCUCUCCAUCUACAUGGCUUUCGUCUACGGCCUCCUCUACCUCUUCUUCACCACGAUCUCGACCGUCUUCCAAGAAGACUACGGCUGGUCCACGGGCAUCUCAGGUCUCGCCUACCUGGGCAUUGGAAUCGGCUUCCUGACCGGCCUCACCCUGAUCGCCUUCAGCAGCGACCGUAUCGUCGCCAAACUCACGGCGCGCAACGCCGGCAAAUUCGAGCCCGAGAUGCGUCUGGUCACGAUGAUCUUCUUCAGCUGUAUUCUUCCGAUCAGCUUCUUCUGGUACGGCUGGUCCGCCAAGUACAAGACCCAUUGGAUCGUCCCCAUCAUCGGCAUGGCCCCCUUCGGCAUCGGCAUGAUGGGCAUCUACAUGCCCAUCCAGACUUAUGUGAUCGACUGCUACCCCGCCUACGCCGCCUCGGCCAAUGCCGCCCUCACCGCCACGAGAUCGCUGGUCGGGGCGCUGCUGCCGCUGGCGGGCCCGGCCAUGUUCGAUGCGCUGGGGCUGGGGUGGGGGAACUCGUUGCUUGGGUUUAUCGCGUUGGCGUUUGUGCCGGUGCCGAUUCUGUUUAAUCGGUAUGGGAAGGGGAUUCGGGAGAAGUUUCCGGUGGACUUGGAGGGGAAGAAGGGGAAGUAG